AUGAAGUUACUUAUCCUUCUUGGAAUUGUGGCUUGUGCCACUGCCUUAGUUUCUAAGAUUCAACUGACCCGAAUUGAAAGUCGUAGAGUCAAGUUGAUGAGAGCAGGCUUAUGGAGAAGUCACCUGAAAGAAAAAAUGCUUCUUCGAAGUGUUCGGAAAUUCCAGUCAAAGGCCGUUGGAAAACAGGAAGUAGAUUUUUAUAUAAUUCUUUUGAAUUCUUUUGGUUUACUUUUUCUCUUUUGGAAGUCUAUAGAUGGAAACGUGAACGACUACGAUGACCUUGAAUAUGUCGGUAACAUAACCAUUGGUAGCCACAAAAACCAGGAAUUCUUGGUGGUUCUAGAUACUGGGUCUUCGAACCUUUGGAUUCCCGAUUCUAGCUGCACAACAACGGACUGCAAGAAGAAACAUGUAUUUGAUUCGUCCAAGUCCGAGACAUACACGAAGGACGGCCGUACAUGGAGCGUAUCGUAUGGUGAUGGAUCCAAUGCUAAAGGGUUCCUGGGCACUGACACCAUAACAUUUGGUGGUGUGAAAGAACAGCAACUAGCAGUUCCAAAACAGACUUUCGGCCAAGCUACAAGUAUGAGUGGAUUUUCUAGAGACGUUAUUGAUGGCAUACUAGGCCUUGGAUUCACAGCACUAGCUGAUGACCUCGUUGUACCCCCGUUCAUCAACGCAGUUAACCAGAAAUUGGUUGAUAAGCCACUUUUUACCGUAUGGAUGGCUCACAGAAACUUACAAAUGUCAUGUUUUUCUAAGGGUAUGAAAGAAGGAGUUAAAGGAGGAGUUUUCACGUAUGGUGACUAUGAUAAAGAAAACUGCGGAGCUGAAAUUGCUACGGUGAAGCUAACUUCCGCAACAUACUGGCAGUUCAAGAUGGAUGCCAUCGCAGCUGGCUCAUACAGCAGUAAAAAAGGCUGGGAUGUUAUCUCUGAUACCGGCACAUCUUUCAUUGGUGGACCAUCUAGCAUAGUUCAGGGCGUUGCUACUGCCUUGGGAGGAGAGUACGACUGGUACAACCAACUGUAUCUCGUUGACUGCUCUGCGAAGAAUGGUAACAUCAAGCUCACCAUUGGUGGAAAAGUUUAUGAAAUUGAGCCCGUCAACUACGUUGUUCAGGUAAGCGACACCCUUUGCGCUAUCGGCAUCUUUGACUUCGACUUUGGCGGCUGGGGACCGGCUUGGAUUCUCGGCGAUCCAUUCAUCCGCCAGUACUGCAACAUGCAUUACGUCACCGAGGAGAAGAUUGGCUUUGCUGUAUCAAACCAGAAAUAA
Enterobius vermicularis (human pinworm) is the source of this 1278-nucleotide messenger RNA. The record is from the annotation of a GenBank genome assembly. NCBI's taxonomy places the organism in Eukaryota, Metazoa, Nematoda, Chromadorea, Rhabditida, Oxyuridae.